AUGGCCCGCCUAGCUCGUCUCUCUGCGCUUCUCUCGCUUCUUCCGCUCAUUGCUGCGAGGCCCAGGGCUCGUCAGUCGAGCGGUCUCAACGACCUAGCUCAAGCUGCGGGCAAGAAGUACUUUGGCUCAGCGACGGACAACCCCGAGCUUACAGACUCGGCAUACGUUGCCAUCCUGAGCGAGAGCUCCGAGUUCGGGCAGAUCACUCCCGGAAACAGCUGGAAAUGGGAUGCGACGGAACCAUCGCAGGGAACGUUCACGUUCACCAACGGAGAUGUAAUUCUGGACCUCGCUGAGUCGAAUGGCCAGCUUCUGAGAGGUCACAAUUGUGUUUGGUACAACCAGCUUCCCAGCUGGGUGACCUCGGGCUCCUGGACCGCGGACACACUGUCCGAAGUUGUGUCCAACCACUGCGGCUCGCUCGUCAGUCACUACGCAGGCAAAACGUACUCCUUUGAUGUUAUCAACGAGCCGUUCAAUGACGACGGCACUUGGCGUGCGGAUGUCUUCUACAACACUAUGGGCACAGAUUAUAUCCCCGUCGCACUAGAGGCCGCACGUGCUGCGGACCCCGACACAAAGUUGUACAUCAACGACUACAACAUCGAGUCUCCCGGUGCGAAGGCGACAGCUAUGGUCAACUUGGUCUCAGAGCUCAAGGCCAACGGCACACCGAUCGACGGUGUUGGUCUUCAAGGUCACUUCAUCGUCGGUUCCACACCCUCGACUUCCUCCAUUCAAUCAGUCAUGCAGUCGUUUGCCGAUCUCGGUGUUGAAGUUGCGAUUACUGAGUUGGACAUUCGUAUGACACUGCCUGCUACGGAUGCCCUUCUAGCUCAGCAGAAGACGGACUACCAGAAUGUCAUCGCCGCGUGCAUGGCCGUCGACGCGUGUGUCGGUGUGACCGUCUGGGAUUACACGGAUAAGUACUCUUGGGUGCCAAGCACGUUCUCUGGUCAAGGAGCAGCAUGCCCGUGGGACGAGAAUCUGGCGACGAAGCCCGCGUACGAUGGUAUCGCAGCGGCGUUAUCAGCUUGA
Molecule: messenger RNA, 1038 nt
Organism: Peniophora sp. CBMAI 1063
Lineage: Eukaryota; Fungi; Basidiomycota; Agaricomycetes; Russulales; Peniophoraceae
Source: the annotation of a GenBank genome assembly